UCACAGCAAUUCUCAGCGCUGACUGAAGUGCUUUUCCGCUUUCUGGCAGAGCCCAAGGAGGUGGAAAGAUUUCUGAUUCAGCUCUCAGACUUUGCCACCAUGAAUAAAAUCAGCUUGGGCCCCCUGAAAAACAUUGUCAAAAGUAUUCUUCUGGUACCCAACGGUGCCCUGAAGAGGAAUUUGUCUUCUGAACAAGUCAGAGCAGAUUUUAUUGCUUUAGGCCUCAGUGAAGAGAAAGCCAGUUAUUUUGCAGAACAGUGGAAGGUGAAUUCCCCCACCCUAACACACCUGGCUGUGGGACAGACACUGAUGAUUAACCAGCUGAUAGAUAUGGAGUGGAAGUUUGGAGUGACUGCUGGGAGCAGUGAGCUGGAAAAAGUGGGAAGUAUCUUCUUACAGCUGAAGCUGGUGAUUAAAAAAGGGAGCCAAUUGGAAAACGUGUAUGUUGAGUUAACUUUGCCCCAGUUCUACAGUUUUCUGCAUGAAAUGGAACGGGUCAAAACCAGCCUGGAAAGCUUCAGCUGAAACCUCACAGACCUGAGCCAACAUCUGCCCGGGAUGUUUAAUUCCUUCUCAUGGGUCUGCAGAUCUGCUCUUUCCCAGCUGACUCUUCACACCCUGAUAAGAGAAGACAAGCUGUGCAAUGAGCAGUGGUGUCAUGGCCCAGCAGGACCCAUCAGUCCUUUAGAACCUGAAACUUGGGCUAAGUUUCAGCUUUUUCAAAGCACAUACAAGUCCACUCAUCUUUUUUUUUUAUUUUUUUUACUAUGCUAUUAAGAGAAACUGUGGUCAGAAGUAAUGUGGAUACCUUUACUAAAAUAGCAAAGAAAUAAACCCAUUUCCAUCCUGCUCCAUUUGUAU
Messenger RNA from Ficedula albicollis (Collared flycatcher), 861 nucleotides. RefSeq names its product COMM domain containing 7 (gene COMMD7). Gene Ontology annotation, molecular function: NF-kappaB binding. The transcript has 8 exons. The annotation marks the transcript as partial. NCBI's taxonomy places the organism in Eukaryota, Metazoa, Chordata, Aves, Passeriformes, Muscicapidae. Gene Ontology annotation, biological process: negative regulation of DNA-templated transcription; tumor necrosis factor-mediated signaling pathway. The record is from RefSeq and is a predicted model, not a curated record.